CUGGAGCUCAAUGUAGAGAGCUUGCUACAGAGGUUGAAUACAGAUAUUGGGUAUACUAUUGAUAGUUAUGGCUUCAUUUUUAAUGUUGCACUGGUCAAUGAUACACCAGUAAGAAUUUUUCACAAAACAUUUGUGAUGAAGAUCCACGCAUUUAGGAUCAUCCUGACAGUUGAAUCACUGCUCAAGUUGGUGUCGGUGUUGAAGAAAAUAUCUAUGUUUUCAAGAUUUGCAUCUCUAAAUGAUCACGUGGAUCAAAGACCAGAAGAAUUUUCUGAACAAGCUGAGAAAAUAGAAUGCAUAUUAUCUAGAAUUGAAGAGGAGGCAGUUGCUAGCCUUAAAGAGCUUGAGUCUCAUGAUUAUUAG
This is a messenger RNA of Capsicum annuum, 363 nucleotides long. Its product is annotated as mediator of RNA polymerase II transcription subunit 22b-like. The annotation marks the transcript as partial. The transcript has a single exon. Gene Ontology annotation, molecular function: transcription coregulator activity. The record is from RefSeq and is a predicted model, not a curated record. Gene Ontology annotation, cellular component: mediator complex. NCBI's taxonomy places the organism in Eukaryota, Viridiplantae, Streptophyta, Magnoliopsida, Solanales, Solanaceae. Gene Ontology annotation, biological process: regulation of transcription by RNA polymerase II.